AUGGGAGAGGGGUAUGGACUGGGGGUAUGGGGUGGCAGCAUGGAGAUGGGUAUGGAGAGGCGUAUGGAGGGGGUAUGGGGAAGGGAUCCGCGCCGGCUGGCAUCCCCGCUGGCUCACAUUCAUCCGUUCGCGCCCGCUCGCCCGCGCCAGCUCGCGUCCCCCAUCCGCGCCGGCGAUCGCCCGCGCCGGCUCGCGCCCCCCCCGCUGGCGCCCCAGCACCCGCUCACCUGCCUGCCCUUGCUCGCGCCCGUUCGCCUGCGCCAGCCCGGCCCGCCUGCUCGCGCCGGCCCGCAUCCGCGCCGCGGCCUGCCGUUCACCAAAUGCCCGCGCCGGCUCGCCCGCUCGCACGCCCGCGCCAGCGCCCUCGCCCAGCCGGCUCCGCUCACCCGCGCCACUCGUGCCCGGGCCCGCGGGCCCGCGCCCACGCGCCGCCGCUCGCCCCCGCUCGCGUAA
Messenger RNA from Ananas comosus (pineapple), 453 nucleotides. RefSeq names its product max-binding protein MNT-like. The record is from RefSeq and is a predicted model, not a curated record. The coding region runs from base 1 to 453 and encodes 150 amino acids. The transcript has a single exon. NCBI's taxonomy places the organism in Eukaryota, Viridiplantae, Streptophyta, Magnoliopsida, Poales, Bromeliaceae.